AUGGUUCAGCAGCAUCGUUUCUUGGAUCAAAGCAGCGACGGCCCGGGCACUUCUCCCGAGUCGAGAUCGGUAGCGUCGGCCGAGCGGCGAAUAGCAACUCCUCUCGAGUUCGAAACGGUCGUUGAGGUGGAAUCGAAGGUGUACCAUGUCGUCAUGUUCAGGCUCGCCACCUACGCGCUGCUUGUCUUCGCGACGAUCUGGGGCGUGCUGGCGCGGCUAGGCCUCCUCUGGAUCGGCCGAGCGUCCCAGAGCCAAGUCUUCCCUCUGAUAUGGGCGCAGAUGGCGGGCUGUCUGGUCAUGGGAGUAGCCGUCAGUCGGAAGUCGGAAGUAGAGCAUGUGUGAGUAGAUUGACUCUUUUCUCGUUGGCACACACACCCAAAACCGCGGACGCAUGACCUGACCACAGCUUCUUCGGCUCCCUUCAGUUACAUGCCCUGGUUCAGUGCUGUGGGGGCUGGAUUUUGCGGUUCGUUGACGACGUUCUCUUCAUGGAUGUUCUACGUCUUUGCCGAAUUUUCUAAUCUAAACAACCCGUCGUCAGGACGAUUUCAUGGCGUGAGUUCUCCAUUCUGCCAAAUCUUGAUGGGACCCGGGCGUUCAUCUGACCGACACGCCUGCCCCCACGCCCCGCCGCUUCUCGUAUAUGGCUUUUAUUCUAGUUUCUAUCGGGUUUCGCCAACACCGUUAUCACCCUCUCUGCGUCUUUCAUGUCACUGGUCGUCGGUCACCACAUUGCCCAAGCUUUGCCGCAACUCCAGCUCACACGGCGAUCCGAACGUGCUCAACAAAAGCUCAUGCGGCGGCAUUACUUCGCCGUCGUCCUAGGCGUAGGGUCUUACAUCGGCGCCAUUCUGCUUCUUGUACUCGGCCCUCGCCAAUGGCGUCACCGCGCCACGUUUGCAAUUGUGCUCGGGCCCCCGGGCACCUUGCUGCGCUUCGAAUUGGGAAGACAUCUAAAUAAGCAAUCCCCGGACCUUCCUCUCGGCACUCUGUCGGCGAACGCCCUAAGUGAUCUCGUGUUCGCACUCGUUUCCAUAUUUCAGCGAAGGGGUGGAACAAGCUCCUCUAUCACUUGUAGCGCCCUGCAGGGGCUCGAAGAUGGAUUUUGUGGCAGUCUUAGCACUGUUUCCACCUUGAUGGUCGAGCUGCACAGUCUUCGACGUGCCGACGCGUACCGUUAUUUCUUUCUGAGCUGGACGCUGGGACAAGCUAUUCUCGUAUUCGUCUUGGGUAGUUACAUCUGGAGCGGUGACCGUGGAACUCCUUGCAUAGCUUCAUGA
Molecule: messenger RNA, 1280 nt
Organism: Microbotryum saponariae
Lineage: Eukaryota; Fungi; Basidiomycota; Microbotryomycetes; Microbotryales; Microbotryaceae
Source: the annotation of a GenBank genome assembly